CACACUCACACACACUCACUGACUGCAGGCUUCGCUAUGCUCGCGCUCACCCUGUGGAUUAUCGUGUUGUGGAGCUCCGCGCGCGCAGACGCGAGGAAACCCGACGAGUUCUUCAGCGCGAGCGUUUAUCGCGCGAGGUGCGCGUCGCGGUGUCUCAGUCUGCACAUCACGCGCAUUUCUGCAGCUUUCAAGCAUUUACAGAGCAAUGGAUCAUUGGUGUGGUGUCAGAAUCACAAGCAGUGCUCAAAGUGUCUGGAGCCUUGCACGGCCUCAUGGGACCUGAAGGAGAACCAGUGUCAGGACUUGUGUGAGACUCAGUUCCCGAAGAAGCACUACGAGUGUCUGACGAGCUGCGAGUUCUUGCGUUCGGUGGAGUCGCUGAAGCAGGGCGGGUGUCCGGCACCGGAUCGAGCCAGUGGGUUCGCAGCGGCUUGUGUCGAGAGCUGUGAGGAAGACAACGAGUGCUCGACUAUAAAGAAAUGCUGUCCCAAUGGAUGCGGACACACCUGCCAGACCCCCAAGAACCUCUAUAGAGGAUCUCCCCUGAAGCCGCGGAAGGAGCUGGUGUUUUGGGAGCAUCCGUCGGGAAAACUGGAGGUUCGCUGGUCGUCGCGGUUCAACGUCUCGGUGGAGCCGGUGCUUUACGUGUUGCAGCGGCGCUGGAACUUCGGGAUCCACCCCAGCGAAGACGACGCCACCCAGUGGCUGGAUGUGGCACAGGUUGCUGAAGAGCGGGUCGUGUUGAGCGACGUGAGGCCGAUCCGCUGGUACCAGUUCCGUGUGGCGUCGGUCAAUGUCCACGGCACUCGCGGGUUCACGGCUCCCAGCAAACACUUCCGGUCCUCCCGAGACCCGUCUCCUCCUGCGACCCCUGCGGGACUGAGGGCCUCUAACCUCACGCUGGGUCCCGAGGGUCUGAUGAGCGCUCGACUCGACUGGACUCUUCCGGCAGAAUCCGAUGUUCCCGUUCAUCACUUCAGAGUCUCCUGGACCUGCAGCGUCCCGGGACAAUCCCCGGCGCCCCGGAGGAAGAGGAGGAAGACCAUCGACGGGGCGGAGCGCUGGACGGCUCUGGACGGGCUUCAGUGGAACUGCAGUGGCUCAGUGGAGGUCCAGGCCGUGUCGUACUGGGGUCAGCGCCGACUCAAGAGUGCCAAAGCCUCCGUUCACAUCGACACACAACAACACACUCAGUCAAAGGCAGUUUCUAAAGUGAGGAAAGUGUCUGUGAAAAAACCCUCGAGCGCUCUGGGAGUCGGCACACCGUAUUACAAGAACGGAGAACUACAGGUGCGCAUCUACUGGAAGAAGAGAACAGAUGUGUCGGGGAACCGUUAUCAUGUUCAGUGGAAGCAUGAAUACUGCAACCACAACCAGAGCCGAGCGCCGGAGAAAUCAGUCACUCAGGAGAACUACAUUAAUCUCCCCAACCUGCUGUUCUCCUGCAUGUACACGGUCACGGUUCACACACUCAGUGCGAGACAGCGCUCCUCGGACGAGAGCAUAGGCUUCCUCACGCCGUCCUGUGAGAUUAUCCGGAGCAAGAGCCCGAAGCCCAUCGCCUGUCCCGGUGACCCCGGCCCCCUCCACAGGACCGUGCCGGCGAAGGUUUCGGCUCAGCCUGAGAAUCUGACAGCGACCUUCACUCUCCACGACGGGAACGUGACGGGUCACUUCCGCUGGAGGGGGUCGCGACCCCAGUCUCAUCAGCCAAUCACAGGCUUCCAGGUCACAUGGGCUGAGUUUUCCACGGAGAGCCGUCAGAACAGUCUUCCCAACAGCAUCAUCUCGCAGUCCCAGAUCCUGCCACCUAAUCAGAACCUCCUGGUGGUGUCUAACCUGCGGCCGGGCACGUUCUACCGGGUAGAUGUGCAUGUGAUCACCGCGACUGGAGAAGGACCCGCGGCGAAGAGAGUGUUUCUGACGCCCAGCCGGCCGCCGAUUCAGCGAAAAGCACAACUUCAUCAGCAUCACCAUCAGAAGUCUUCAGUGGAGAAACACUGAACCGGUCAGAACACGAAACACAACAUGCAGCGAAUCGCAGUUUUCUUCAGACGCUCGAACCUUCAUUCUUCAA
Rhinichthys klamathensis goyatoka is the source of this 2077-nucleotide messenger RNA. RefSeq names its product anosmin-1 (gene anos1). The record is from RefSeq and is a predicted model, not a curated record. Gene Ontology annotation, biological process: neuron differentiation. Gene Ontology annotation, molecular function: protein binding; peptidase inhibitor activity. Lineage: Eukaryota; Metazoa; Chordata; Actinopteri; Cypriniformes; Leuciscidae. The coding region runs from base 37 to 2004 and encodes 655 amino acids. The transcript has 14 exons. Gene Ontology annotation, cellular component: extracellular region; cell surface.